GAAAGACUGAGAUAGAGAGAGAGAGAGAGAGAGAGAGAGAGAGAGAGAGAGAGAGCUUCGUUUUUUCCGUCUUUAUGGAGACUUGUUGAGGGAUGAGGAAAAGUGGGAUUUCUCUGUUGAUUGCUUUGCUACCUCUGCUCCUCCGGGGAAUCUUGAAUGGGUAGCUAGUCGGUAGCCGGCUGCUCUGUUUUCGAGGAAUCUUGAAUGGGUUUUUCCUGCUCAUUGCGGGGCUUUUUCUUAGUGGGAAUCUGAGGAGGAGGAAGAUGCGCUCGAAUGUGUGUGAAAAUGCAGAGUAUAUCGCCCAUUUGGGGUUCGAUCGGGUGGAUUAUCUUUCUUUUCAUAAUCGCGAGGGGAUAAUCAGAGGGAUAAUGCAUGGUUGGUUCUGAAGAGGAUUGCGUGCUUUAAGCGGACUCUGUUUCUCCCCCACUACUCUGCCUGCUCUGCUCCUCCUACAUUUCAACUUCUGGAAGAGACGGAUUGAGAUCUUCUGGUCUUUUUUGCCUUUUCGAGGAUUUUUCACGGUUGGAUAUUGAAGAAAUUGCAGAAUCACUCUCUCACUCUCCUCCCUUCCGUCCGUGCUUUUUAUCUCAUUCUCUCUCUACUCUGUCUCUCUGUCUCUGUCUCUGUCUCUCUCUCUCUCUCUCUCUCUCUCUCUCUCUCUUGCUUUAUUUCAAGAAGAACCUGAUUCUCUGAACACGAGGAAUGAAUUUGCUCUUUCCUUGUGCUCUUUUUCACUCUAUUAUAUCUCAGUGGUCAUCUCUCUCCUCAGUUCUCUCUCUCUCUCUCUCCACCCCCCCCCCCCCCCCCCCAUCUUUCACUCUCCUUAAGCUCAGCUCUCAUAUUCUCGGAGAAGAAACCGCAGAGAUAUCCGCCAACUUAUUCUGAUCCCCUCUCUGCUCUCCUGAAGCGAGAAACUUCCCACCCUGUUUACCAUUUUCUCUCCUCAACUCCCACACAGAAUUUCCGGGUCUCUGCUUCUUGCCUCGUUGGUCUGUGAUUCAGGGGGCUAACAACCUUCAGUGCUGCUGUCCGAGACAGAGCUCGGAUUAGGGUUCCAAGCUUGAUUGAUUCUGGGCCAUCAAAGCCACUAUCAGAAUCAUCCGGCAGAGCAGAUGUCAUUAGCUCUGUCCUUAUUAUCACAGCUCCCCAGAAAUGGACAAGGCUCGAGACGUGAGGAGGCGACACUUCAACAAGCGAUCUCCUAACUUCUCCUCCCCAGAACUUUCGGAAGGAGACGUUUUAGCUUCGGAGAAGACGAGGAAGGAGAGGUUCCAGAAGCUGAGUUUGGUGGGCAGAGCCAGUUCGAGCUUCCCUGACGGGCAGAAAUCAAUGGAGCCGGUUGAGGCGUCCGAUAGAGAGGAAGAGCCCCGUGCGGUUGUUGGCCGAAAGAGAUUUAAGCUUCCCAGAAUGUUUCUGGAAGAUCGUAACUUGGUCGAGCAGGCUUCGGUCCCCCGGAAACUCCGGUCAGCCAUGAAGAAGCGAAGUCGGGAAUCUCUUUCUCCUCCUAUUCCCAACUCGAAGAAGCAGAAGCAUUCGAUGAGUGCAAGGGGAUCUCCCAAAAAGGAUGGUGCUAAGAAGACUAAAAAACAAGGGAAGUCAGGGUCAGGCUUUACUGGCCCUAUCACGAAAGAUGAGGAAGAAGUUGUGGAGACAUUGUAUGCUUUAGCUGGGAUGUUCUUAAACGACCGUGACUCUUGCUGUUGCAGCAGACGAGAUGAUGAGUCUUCCCCAGCUGACACUCCGACUGUCCCUGGAGGAACUGAGCCAUCGACUAAUUCUGCCAGCGGAGCAAAGGAAGAAGAGCUUAAACCAUCAGUCGCUUCAUAUAAUGAAGAAAGAUCAUCAGAAGAAACUGCAAGAACCUGCCCUCCCGAUGGACUGGUAACUCAUCAACAGCCGGAGUUGUUAGAUUGCAAAUUGUCCAGCAAGGACACGGAUACGAGGGCAGAAAUUGAUCUGCAAACAACAACUUCACAAUCUCGGAGUGAGAAGAGCAAUGAAGUGCUGCAUGCCUCUGGCAAUUUUGGGCUUGCAGCAGAGCUUGGCCUCGAUGCUCACUUGAAAAAACCUGAAGAAAUGGACAGAUCACUUCCUUCAACAAAGCAAGAAGAUAAAGAGGUAACGGUGGCAGUUAUUGGAAAUCAGCUGGGCCUACACCACAAGAGUGAGGACAGCCAGAAUAAUGGUCCAGUGUUGUGGCCAGGCCUGUUAUCUGGCUCCCUCUCACAGGAUGUUCGUAGUCCAUCAGAGUUACCGACAAGCAAGAUUCCGGCAUGGCUCCAUGGUGCAGCCUGUUCCAAAAAACCCCAACCAAUAGAAAGUGGGAAUCCGGUUGAUAAGGUCCCAAAGAGUAAGUUCUAUAAGAUAUCACGGAAGAAAUGUGUGAGACAUGUCUUCAUAAGUCAUCUAAUACAUUCUCUACAAAUGCCCGAGAGCAACGAGAACCGGCCGCUUCAGCCUGACCCUGGAAGACGGCAUGAACAAACAGAGCAACGAGUAAAUGCUGUAGGGUCCAACUUUAACGUUUUGAAAAAUGGUUUAAGUCAAGCCUUUGCUAGCACGCUAGUCUCUGAUUCACAGAGAUACAAAUAUGAAACUAGAAAUGCCAUUAUUCAGCAGAACCGACACAAUCAAGGACCAAAGUCGAGCUCCUCAGGGAAUGAGGGCUUCGAUUUCUUGUCUCUCUCCACUUCAGUCAGCGGUCUAAAUCAGAAGACCAAUGUUCCAUACUUUCACUCAAUCAACCAACAGCAACAUAUGUCUCUGCCCCUCUCGACAUCAAAAACUUACUACUCACCUUCCUACUCUGACCAGCUUUCAGGAGUGACAACUUCCCGGCAGGUCCAACUGCAGCUACCUUCAUAUCUCGCAAAUUCGGGCCGAUCCCUUAUUUACCGAGGUCCAGUGGUUCUCUCAAAGGAGCUGCAAAACCAACAGAUGCUUUGGACUAGCCCAAUAGCAUCGACUCAAUCGAAGCCCACGGGAAACUUGAAGGCUGUCGCACAGUUCCCAACAUGGCAAAACGGAAGUGUAGAGUCCCCUGCGACGGUUCCAUUUACUGCAAUAAUUCCUCCUCCUCCACUUUCCUCAAUUGAAGUACUUGGCCCAAAGCACUCCCAACUGUUGUCUCAACAGUACCAUCAUCAGCAGCAACUUCUCUCUCUGAGAUCUCCAUAUCCACCUACAAUUUGUCAAAAGACCAGACAACCUUCCCCAUUCCGCUCAUGAAGAAGCUGUGCCAAGGUUCCACGGGGGAGGUGCAUUGUCCUUGCAGCUGCUGUGUAAUGAGCGCCUCCAAGGGUAGCUAGUGGGGACGGGAAAAUAUUAAAGUUGACGGGCAGUCAAGUUCAGUUCAAACGUGACAGUAAAUACUGGCCCACUUUAGUUCAACCUUGGCUCGAGAAAGAUAACUGAAGUUGAGACUUCAGAGGCUGCAUUAGCAGCAUCUGUGGGACGCGAUGGAACCGUGACAGCAUAGUAAGAAAUACAUAAGAGUUGGGUUGAUCUCUGUGAAGUUUUGGUUAUAGUUAUUGGGUGGGAAAUAUGUUUGAGAAAGUGAAAGAAAGGGCCAUGAAACUGACCAAAAUCUCUUUGAAACUGUAAGAUAUUCCCUCCUACAUAGGGAGGCUUCAGUUGUGGCCAUAUGAUCUGAGUCAGAGCAUUAAUGCAGCUCACAGUUUUCCCCA
This is a messenger RNA of Punica granatum (pomegranate), 3686 nucleotides long. NCBI's taxonomy places the organism in Eukaryota, Viridiplantae, Streptophyta, Magnoliopsida, Myrtales, Lythraceae. The record is from RefSeq and is a predicted model, not a curated record.